Messenger RNA from Aspergillus welwitschiae, 1599 nucleotides. Its product is annotated as Zn(II)2Cys6 transcription factor domain-containing protein. Bases 218 to 1390 code for a protein of 390 amino acids. NCBI's taxonomy places the organism in Eukaryota, Fungi, Ascomycota, Eurotiomycetes, Eurotiales, Aspergillaceae. The record is from RefSeq and is a predicted model, not a curated record. Gene Ontology annotation, molecular function: DNA-binding transcription activator activity, RNA polymerase II-specific; zinc ion binding. The transcript has 2 exons. Gene Ontology annotation, biological process: regulation of transcription by RNA polymerase II.
CUCAACCUCUGAAAAUAGCAACCCUACCUUUUUUACGGGUCCGUUGUGACUGUUGGUCAGGCACACUUUAAGCUUAUCGCCAAAUUUGGAGCCAUGGGCGGAGAUCCUUGACCACGAGGCACGCCAGGCAGGAACAAUACUACCCACCACCAUUGCCACAUUAGGCGCACGUACGCCGGAAGAUGCGCUCUCAGUAAUCGACCAAGUUAUCGUAAGGAUGCCGCGUAGGGCACAUAAGAAGUCGCGCAAUGGCUGCUUUGAAUGUAAGCGGCGCCACAUUAAAUGCGACGAGAAACAACCGAUAUGUUCCAACUGUCGGUCUUCGGAACGUUCCUGCGAAUACGCGGAUCCGUUCAUACGGGCGGCCAGUUCGCAGUCAAGCAAGUCAUCGAUCCCGUCACCGUGCCAGCAGGUGACGGAUGAACUACCCCUGCGUUCGCCUGCACAUCCAUCUUCUCUUUCUCUUUCUGAAAGUCCCCCAGUCAACAUGCUUCACGCUGAGCUGUACUUCAACUUGAUGAAUUACACCCUCUUCAGCCUCAGCGAAGGUGAGAUUGGAUGGUUUGGUACCCCGGACGUGAUGCGAAUUAUUGUCUCGACGCCUUAUCUCAUCAAUCAAGUCCUUGCACUAAGUGCUCUACACUUGAGCGUAGCGCGUCCAGAAAAGAGAGAGUGGUAUCGGCGCCAUGCAACCCAUCUACAAACGCAUGCAUUAGAGAUUUACAGUCAAAGGAGACUCGAGGUUGACCAGGAGAACAGUGUCUCACUAUUUCUUUUCUCCAGCAUCCUCGGUGCGCAUACUCUCUGUGACGUCUUGGUUCACCGUGAAGACACCAGUUUCGAUAGAUUUCUGGAAAGAUUCGUGCAUUGCUUGAAACUCCAACUUGGUAUUCGCGUCGUUAUUUCUUCGACUACGUGGAAAUCACUACAGGAGUCAAUCCUUAAGAAACCGCUUCAAGAUGGAGCGAUCUUGUUCAAAUGGGAUACGAAUCUGGGACCCGAGUGCGCAAGACUCUUGGGGCUUAUUGAAGGAGCUAAAUUGGGCGAUGCCAUUACUUCCACCUAUCGCAGUGCGAUCCAGGCGCUGCAAAUGUCCAUGAAUGCAGCCCUUAGAGCUUCGCUGAAGAAUAUAAGCGGUGUUACGGGCUGGUCUGUCAUAGUCGGCCCCGAAUAUGCCGAACAUUUGGCAAUGCAACGGCCCGAGGCUCUGGUAAUCCUGGCUCAUUACGCUGUGAUUCUACACUGGCAUCGGCACUUCUGGUUGUUUGGCGAUGGUGGCCGCUUCCUUAUUGAGUCCAUCAGCAGGUAUCUAGGCCCGAGCUGGGCGGAAUGGUUAGAGUGGCCAAACCGGAGCUUGAGUGAACCUAGUCAGUUAGGUGAAAUAUCGUAAUUCCCCUGUGCCUGGGGAUUGAGCAUGCAACGACCUGUUCAUAAGAGAGCUUACGCGGGACGUUAAGGAAUUUUUGGUGACUGCGCUGGUAGCGAUUCUCGACAUACCCACUCUGUUCUUGUGACUCAGAGGUGAUAAUCUUCUCCGUGGAGACUGUACAUACUUUCCGCAUCUUUCACAGCCCUAUCGUACGGCCUCAAAAACUUUCG